Messenger RNA from Ornithorhynchus anatinus (platypus), 3448 nucleotides. Its product is annotated as mediator of RNA polymerase II transcription subunit 26. The transcript is spliced from 3 exons. Gene Ontology annotation, cellular component: core mediator complex; mediator complex; nucleus. Gene Ontology annotation, biological process: positive regulation of gene expression; regulation of transcription by RNA polymerase II. The coding region runs from base 747 to 2546 and encodes 599 amino acids. The record is from RefSeq and is a predicted model, not a curated record. NCBI's taxonomy places the organism in Eukaryota, Metazoa, Chordata, Mammalia, Monotremata, Ornithorhynchidae. Gene Ontology annotation, molecular function: transcription coregulator activity.
CACUUUCCUCAUCUGAAAAAUAGGGUUUCAGGACUUAGUCUUCCUCCUACUUAGAUUGUGAAUAUUGAAUAUGUAGGAUAUGGAUUGCAUCUGACCGGCUUAACUUGUAUUUGCCACAACGCUGAGUAAAGGGCUUGGGGCAAAGAACCCCCUUACCAAAUAGAGGUUACUGUUCUUUUUACUGUUACUGCAUGAGUUAUUCUGUACUCGUGGAGUAACAAGUUGUCAAACUGCUAUUUUUUGGAAGUAAGCUGUUUUUAGGUUAACCAACAAUAUUUAUACUUUAAAAUGUUUCUUCCUCCACCUGCGAACUUUUUAACUGGCCAAAUAGGGACAAACCGUUUAGGUGAGCCCCUUCUCACAAGUAGGAAAAGCUGAGACGCGAGCAGGCGUUAGAAAGAGCAGCUUUGCGUGAAGGAAGACCGAGUUCCCUUCUUCCUCCACGAGGGCUCGGUGGCGCGCACGCUGCUAAUCGGCCCCGCCUCCUGCGUUCAUUCCUUCCAUUUUCUUCUCGUCUUUAACCGUCGGCAUCGACCCAGCGAGUUGGCGUACUUGGAGGCGAGUCAGCUCAUUUGGAGGCGUUUGGUGCCCGAAGCUGAGGCGCCGUUACUGGUAGCCGCAGUAGCACUGAGCCCCCGGGUCUCUUUGCGGAAACAUGUGAUUCCGCUGCUGGUGCCUGGCAAGUGAGUGAUCUCUCAGCCUACCCGCCACUUCGACCACCGUUGUGUUCCCGCCCCGCUCGGGCAAUGACUGCGGAUCCGGCCUCCCCGCUGCGGAUAAGGGACCGACUGCUUCAGGCCAUCGACCCCGAGAGCAACAUCCAUAACCUGGUGGCUGUUUUGGAAGUUAUCAGUAGCUUGGAGAAAUAUCCCAUUACCAAAGAGGCACUUGAGGAAACAAGAUUAGGGAAACUCAUCAACGAUGUAAGAAAGAAGACAAGAAAUGAAGAACUUGCCAAACGAGCCAAGAAAUUGCUGCGAAGUUGGCAAAAAUUAAUUGAACCUGUAACAUCUGAGCCGGUGCCCCACUUAUCAAAUCCACAUGGAUCAGCCAACAGUGGUGCUCCUAACUGUAGGCAAGAUAUGUUACCUACUACACUUGCUGGUUCAAAGUUGAAAAGCAUGAAUGCCAUCCCAGAAGUAAGCACCCCAAAAUCUGUAAAAGUGAGAAAUAAGGAAAAAAAAAUUGUUCCAAGAGAAGGACAUCAAAGCACUCCUUCCAAAGUAUCUAAAGCCAACUCUGAGUCAUUACAAAGCUCUUCUCCCAGUCCAACUACUGGGAUCAGAGGAAACUCUGAGAGUUUUCCCAGUUCUCUCGACUUCAAGAUGCGCCCAGACUCUGAAAACCUCAGGACGGAACGUAGUGAAAAUGAUAAGUAUAGCAAAAUACCAGUAAAUGCUGUGAAACUUCAGCCAAGGUCUCCAGGAAUUUUAAAGUGUACAAGCACUUCUCCACAGUUUAGGGCUGAAGUACUUCAGCAACCUGAUAAUAUAGAAGAAACCACAGGGCAGCAGCAAACCAGAAAUCUGUGUUCAUUUAGUCCUACGAAUUUAAAAAAUGGAACUUUUGUCCGACAACAGGAUGUCUGUCAUGUGAAGCAGUCAAUGGCCAAUCUUUCGCAAAGAUCACAGGUUCCAGGCCUUUCCCAGGUGCUAGCCUUGUCCCCACCUCUAAUUUUACUUCCAUCAAUGGCUCCUAAGGCAGUAAAAUUACUGGAAACUUCCCCUCAGUCGGGAACUGUUACAACUCAACCCUGUCGGGAAUGUGUGUCUUCUGAAAAUUUCCUUUGCCAUUCGGAACAACUACCUUUCCAGAGCACAUCUCCCAACUUUGAGGUCAGUUUUCAUCCUGAAGAAUCACAAUAUGGGUUUUCCCCAGGUGCUAUAAAAGUGGACACUGUUGAUUCUCCCUCAGAACCAGCCAAUAAAAAGAAAAAAAGGUACAGCUCUAGAGAUUAUUCAAUGAAUUUAGAUGAACUAGUGAGAGAAGGGGGUCUUAAACCUGUAAGAUUAAAAGAAAGGAAGCUUACAUUUGAUCCAAUGACAAGACGAAUCAAGCCCCUAAUGCAGAAGGACUCUUCACAGAGUGAUAUCCCCGCACCUAUUGAACAGCCUAGAAUGGAAAGGCAGGAGCAAAAAAACAUUCUGCACAAUCCAUUUGAACAAGCAAAUUGGAAAGAACUGUCCAGAAAUGAAAUGAUUCAGACCUAUUUCAACCGACAGAAUAGUUUGCUUUCCACUUCAGGCAUACAAACCCCAGGAGCUCAUUAUUUUAUGAGUGAACAUUUGAAAAGGGAAGAAAACAUUAGAAAAGAAACUAGAAUGACUCAUGCACAGAUAUCAAAGAGCAUACCCACAGACCCACCUGGGCUCAAUAGAGAGGUUACAAGCAAUGAUCUACGCAGAUUAUGGGAAUUUUACUGGCCAGGUGUGAAUGGUUGUUAUGAUACACAGGGUAAUUGGUAUAAUUGGACACAGUGCAUAUCUGCAGAUCCACAUGGUGCUGACAGUAGAUUGAAUAUUUUACCUUAUGUCUGCCUAGACUGAGUACAGUUUUUUGCGAAAGUGCUUUUAAAAUGGCAAAAAUGGUAGGUCACUAGCCAUACAGCCUGGAGAGUCAACUUCUUGUUGGAAAACAGAUUAGGAAGGAGAUCAUCAAAAUAAAUUCACCAUCUUUUAUAAAGUGCUUGCUAGAAGUUUACUAACAAAAAUAGCCAACAGAGAGUAUCCCAAGAUUUGGCAAAGUGUGUUCAAAACUGCAUUUAACAUUAAUCCUCCAAUGGACGCAGAUGAUUCCCAGCUCUUAUCAAUCUUAAUUACAGAAUUUACAAUAUUUACAAAAUACUGUGGAAGAGUAACUUUUUGGUUUCAUUUGUUUUCUUUAGCCUGAUACAAAACGUACAAAAUCCUGAUUUUAUUUGCAUUAUAUUUCCUUUAAUUUCAUGAAUUUUCUUAAUGUCAUGGUACAUAAGUUAUUUUAAAUAGGUAGUGCACCACAAUCUGGUUAGCCAGUUUUGCUUAGCAUUGCAUUGGUGCCACGUAUUCUAGUCUGGUUUCAUUUAAAAUUCAGUCUCUAGUAAAUAACCUGAUUUUUUUUUUACUUUUGAAAGAUCUUUUUCCUUCCAUUACCAACCAGAAAAUAUUUGCCACUUUUCCUUUAGUGCAAAUUUCUAGGAAAUUUCUUUUUUCUAGCACUGAAGUAGCAGAUGCUACUGUUGAGGGUGUUCUGGAAAUAAACUUGUUACCCGUUCCUUUAGAUACUGUUUGCCUUAUGGAUAUUCAUAAAAAAUGUCAUUUCCCAAAUGCCUUAGUAAGUCUAUAUUGUUGAGGCAAAGCCUUAGUGAAACACUUCUGAGUUUCUGGGAUGCAGAAGUGAACAGUUUUGCUAUUUGGUCCUUUAAGUGGACUCUGAUGUGAAUGUGGAAAUAAAAACAUUAUGGAAAAGAGUU